GACGAGAAAACGGGGAGGAGGAAUGAGGAGGAGGAGGAGGAGGAGAAGGAAGCGGAAUGCGUCGAAUCGACCUGUCAAGUCGCCGACAGCGCCAACCAUGCUUCCUCUCUCCUCUCUCUCUCCCUUGCGAGUGUGUACGCACACAAGUGAAGAAUAUUAA
This is a messenger RNA of Mesocestoides corti, 160 nucleotides long. NCBI's taxonomy places the organism in Eukaryota, Metazoa, Platyhelminthes, Cestoda, Cyclophyllidea, Mesocestoididae. The record is from the annotation of a GenBank genome assembly.